Macadamia integrifolia is the source of this 749-nucleotide messenger RNA. RefSeq lists its product as uncharacterized. Bases 48 to 629 code for a protein of 193 amino acids. Lineage: Eukaryota; Viridiplantae; Streptophyta; Magnoliopsida; Proteales; Proteaceae. The transcript has 4 exons. The record is from RefSeq and is a predicted model, not a curated record. Gene Ontology annotation, cellular component: nucleolus. Gene Ontology annotation, biological process: ribosomal large subunit biogenesis.
GACUGUGUGUGUGUGAGAGAGAGAGAGAGAGAGAGAGAGAGAGAGAGAUGGGUCGGUCUCGCCGGAAGUACAAGAAGUCGAAGGCGAAGGUGCGAGUGGGAUUGCCGAAGAAGAACCCUAAUGUCUUCAAGCCAGCUUUCAAUAUGCCACCAAAGCUUCGGGCUCUCCUCGGCGAUGAUUCCUGCCAAUGGGACGAUAAGGCUAGUGUUAUCCGCAACUACAAGACUUUCGGCGUCGUCUCUAACCCUAAUCUGCUCGGCGUUCGAUCUCGGACUUCGCACAUCGUUGAAAGCGAUUGUCUGCAAGUCCCUACUCCCGAUGAGACCACUCCGGCAGCUCCUGCCCCUGAGUUCGACCCCAUCGAUUCUGGUAGCGAUCUCGAAGAAGAUGAUUUGAAAUCUGCACUAGGGAAAAAACGAAGGGAUGGGAAAACUGCGCCUUUGCAACCUUUGACUUCCAUACAACGUUGUCAUGUCCGUAAACUGAUUGAGAAAUAUGGAGAUGACUACCAGAGUAUGUUCAUGGACACCAAAUUAAAUUCAAUGCAGCAUUCAGUUGCAACUUUGGAGAAACUGUGCAGAAGGUAUUGCGUCAACCAGGAUAAGAACCCCUUGAUUUUGUCCCACUGAUCUUGGUUUCAGAAACUUUAAGUUUGUUUCAUGUCUCUUGUGAGCUUUUGUAUGUUAUGGAUUAUUGGAUAAAUUAUGUUUCCAAAUUCAAGCAUCGUAUGGAUGAAAGAGGUUUAUCAA